This is a messenger RNA of Monascus purpureus, 1382 nucleotides long. NCBI's taxonomy places the organism in Eukaryota, Fungi, Ascomycota, Eurotiomycetes, Eurotiales, Aspergillaceae. The record is from the annotation of a GenBank genome assembly.
AUUGAUCCGAGCUUCCAAUUCAACUUUCCUCCCGUUCCUGGCCUACACCACUUCCAGCACCGCAUUAGGGGCAUUCUCUCCUGUUUGAUUCAUCUCAGACAGCAAAGGGACUCCGGAACGAACACAAAGGCACAGACAGGAGCCCGUCCCCGGCCGCAAUGGCCUCCAAUACUCAGGUUGUCCGGAAAAUCCUGGACCCAACCAAGCUCGGGACUUGGAAUAUCGUUCGACGUCCGCCGAUUGAUAGUGAAACCGUGAUCCAGGGAGCCGUUCGAGCGGCCAAUUCCGAUGCCUUCAAGCAAUAUCAGUUAAAGGAGGGAGUGAGGUUACGGAGGGCCUUGAAGGCCCUGACGCACGGCAAGAAUAUCUUCGUCUACCACAAUAUCCGCACGAACCAGGUGGUAUACUCGUUGACUCGAUACCUAGAGAAAAACAGCGUCCUCCGCCAAUUAAUAUUCCACGGCAAGAAAACCGUCCCCGCAACCCUCCGGAAGGACAUGUGGGUUCCCUACUUCUCGGUGCACUUCAACGACUCCAAGGUCGGCCUCCGCGCAUACCAUCUCCUCCGCGAAUUCUCCAUGCAGCGCCAACUGGCACCGCCGCGGGAAAUGAUCACCAUCACGAAGGAAUUGCUGGAUAGAAAGCGACCGAGGGAUCCCGAUGAUGCCAAGAAAUUCGACGAAAAAUACUCCGAAAAAGUCGGCCAGUUGAUGCCCAAGGAGUGGCGUGCUCGUGCCGUCAUGGAUCAGAAGGCUACCAGUGUUGCUGAUAUUGCUGCCGUGCUCGCCAUCCAGGAGGAGGAGAUCAAGAACGGCUUCGCGGACGGCAAGCGAGGAUACCUUACCCGCACCGCAAGGAGGCGUCGUAGGGAGGCCCGAGAGAAGGAGCAGGAACUGGCCGAGAGAAAUGCGACGCAGAUUAGUGAAUUCGAGAAGGAAGUACUGAAUGCCCCAGAGUUCAUUCCCAACAAACAGAUCGAAUUCAAGAUCCAGGAACCCAAGGAAGACCCCAACAGUGAAUACCACUUGGAAGGUGACCAGGUCAAGGUCCUUUGGGGCGACAUCCGCGAUGCUGAGUACGCCGAGUCCUGGCCGGACCGAGUCACUCAUGGUGAACUCAGACUGGCCCGGGACCAUGUCAUGGCGGGACAGAAACAUCUUCUUUACGGUCUGCAGACGCUAGCGAAUGACGAAUUCAAGGAGAAAGAGAAGGAGAAGGAUGAGAAGAAAGAUCCUGAGGCCGUGAACUGAACAGAAAAACAAGAUGAAAAAGAGCCAUGUUUCGAUAUCGCCCCCGGAGCAACAGAUUGUAUUAUAGUACCUACUCUAUUAAACAAGAUUACAUUUUCGGCGCUUUCGCAUCCAUAAAAAAUAAGGAUAGAC